Messenger RNA from Drosophila sechellia, 2008 nucleotides. RefSeq lists its product as uncharacterized. The record is from RefSeq and is a predicted model, not a curated record. Bases 204 to 1868 code for a protein of 554 amino acids. Gene Ontology annotation, cellular component: plasma membrane. Lineage: Eukaryota; Metazoa; Arthropoda; Insecta; Diptera; Drosophilidae. The transcript is spliced from 5 exons.
UUCCUCGUUCGCAACUCGAGCUGUUAGGACGUCCAGUUCGAUUGGUGGAGCACCACCACCAAGUUUUCGACCCAAGUGAUCCAAGUGUGUGUGCAAGACAGAGGCUACUCUUCGAACUUGAACCAUUCAAUUUUCGCCAAGGGUCACCAACACGCAGUGGACUCGCUACCAACUUAAGAUCGCAUCGACGCACCAAACCCACGAUGUCCGGAGGAAGUCGCCCUCUCCAAUUAGUGCUCCUGGCGCUAGUUGCGCUCGCCCAAUGGCAACCCAUCGGUGCUGGACCAGUCUCCAACGAGGAGCUGCGCGGAACGAUUCAGUCGCUGAUCUACUCCUACAACCAGCUGGACAAUAAGCUGGAGCGGCACGAGCAUCGCGAGCGUGCGUUGGGCGAGCUGCUCAAGAAGGCGCUGCAGUCGCUCCAGAAGGGCCAGAAAAGCCUGGAGCCCAUCAAUGGGAUCUUCGGGCGCCUGGACGAGCGCGUCAGCCAGAUAGAGACCAUGCUGAUCACGCAAGAGGAGAAGUACAACUCGCAGUCGGACCGCUUCAACCAGGCCACGGAGCACAUGUUUAAAUGGAUGCGGGAGAACGACGAGUGCUUCAAGAGGCCGCCGGUCAGCGCCAACCUGAUCGCUCCCCCAGCCGCGCCCGCCCCACCCGCCAUUCCGAAGGAGUUCCUGGAGGAUCAGAAGCGCCUCAACGCCAAGCUGCUCGAGGAGAUCCAGAAGUUGUCGGCCAGCGUGGCCGCCCUCAAGGAGAGCAGCCAGAAGGCGGCCGACCAGACACAGAAGCGCCUCGAGAGUCUGCCCAAGGCACCGGAGCUGCUGUCCCAGAUCGAGGCCAAGCUGCAGGAGCACGCGGCCAGCGUGACCACCGCCGCUCCUCCGAAGAACGCUGAGUUCGAGGCCCAACUUUUGGAGCGCCUCACCACGCUGGGCGGCAAGGUAAGCGCGCUGAGCGAGACUGUGCAGCGUCCAGCUGCUCCGCUUGACCUGAGCGAGAAGGAUCGCGCCUACAUCCAGGAACUGAACAACGAUACCCUGAAUGCGCUGGCGCAGCUGAAGAGCGAGUCCUCGGUGGUUCAGAAGUCAGCUGCGACGGAGGCCACGGAGCGACUGCAGCAGGCGGAGGCCAACAUCCAGGCGGACGUUCGCCAGCUGUCCGCGGACGUGGACAUCCUCAACAAGCACUUCGCCUCGACGAACGAGAGCAAUGCCAAGCUGAACGAGGGCCUGGAGGCGCUCGGCAAGUUCAACAACAUCAUGAUGACCAACUCGGAGGUCGUGCUGGACACGCAGCGCAAGGUGGACUUCGGCACACUGAACGUGGUGCAGCGGGUGGGCAAGCUGCUGGCGGAGGAAAUGGCCACGCUGAGCGGGCUGCUGAAGGAGCGCUUCUCGUCGCUGGACGGCGCGGUGGUCAGCAUCCAACAGGAGGCGAACAAGAACAUCAGCGGACUGCUGGAAACGGAGCUGAACCAGGUGUGGCACCGCAUCGAGAUCAUGGCCGGCGAGAUCAGCCAGAGCCGGCUGAUGCUCGGAGAGAUCCAGUCCGCUUCCGAUGGCUACAACAACAGCACUCUCAUCACCAUGAUGGGUCUCGGCAGCCGCGUGGAGGAGACCAAGAAGCACAUGAUCGACAUGGACGAGAACCUCAACUAUCUGCUGGGCAAGCUGUCGCUCAUGUCCACCGAGUUCGCCAGCAUCAAGAAGGGCCUGGCCGACUCCCUCGAGGAUCUGCGCAACUCCUUCCACGGCCUCCACGAGCGGAUGCCCACGGGUCCCGGUCCGCACAACAUCGACAAGAACACGUAUCUGACCGACGUCAAUCUCCUGUCCAAGCGCCACGCUGAGGCCGGCCGGGAGUAGAGCGGCGGAGCGUCGGAGAUGAAACUUGAACGGAAAGCAAUACAAUACUUCUAACCAUAGCGCUUAAGUCUGCCCACUUACAUAUACUCAUCUAGUUGCGCCUUGCAAAACUCAAUAAAGAUCGAAUAUUAUGUACCAGA